Molecule: messenger RNA, 11009 nt
Organism: Cinara cedri
Lineage: Eukaryota; Metazoa; Arthropoda; Insecta; Hemiptera; Aphididae
Source: the annotation of a GenBank genome assembly
CCUGUGCAACAAUCCGUACACCAUCACAGUUAACACACGAGCACUUUCGAGAAACAUUCGAAAACAGGUUAGUAAUUUUAUUUUUGUUAAUUUUAGUCACGUGUUAGUAGUGUUUUUGAUCUUCUUACGAGUGUAAGAAAAACACUUCCUUAUGUAUGUAUUUUUAAGUAUUUAAAUCCGUGUUUUUUUUUUUUUUUUUUUGUCGUAAAUUUUCCUAAAAGGAACCAUAAAUCUACAAUUCUACACAUUAAGUUUAUAGAACGAAUACAUAAUACUUCUAUAGACUCAUAAAUUAAACAAAAUAUUGUAUGGACAGGUAUGUUUGUGUUUAUUAGGUAUUGUCUAUCAAGAGAAUUUUUUUUCCAUUCAGUAAUGUUAUGUAGCAUAUAUUUUCGAUUUUGUAUGAGAAACGUAAAAUAUUCCUACCGAGAUUUUAAUAAUCGAAUAUUCGGAAAAUAAAUUAUAUUCGAAAUUUCGAAUGUGUAAUCGAUAAAUAGGAACAGUCAUGAUAAUAAAAAGUUCGAAUAAAAUUCAUUGUUUAUACUUCACAAUUUAUAAGUAUAAGAAUAAAUAUAAUUCAAGAAUAUUGAUGCGAUGUUUAAAGAUUUAAUGUGAAUCGUCUGUAUACACGUCCCACUACGGGUACACUAUUAAAUUAAUCAACGUGAUCGUUUUCUUUUCCGCAUUGAAUUCAUAAUCGCGAUUGAAGAGUUUAUUUAUUUCGGACACACGACGAUGAAAUAUAAUUUCUUUGCCAUGUUUGGAGAAGAAUUGUAAACAAACGGUGUGAUAAAAAAACAAAUGUUAUUGUUGUCUAUAGGAAAACAAGAAUAAUUUAAGUCAAAUCAUUUUAAGGUAUUUAACGAAAAUCGUAAACACAUGCUUAUAGUUGUAUUUCAAUAAUAUUGCGGUAUGCAUAUAUUUUAAUAUAUAAUAUUACGCUUGGUUAUAGUAUUAUUUUUAAUUUCAUAAUUUCAGAUACUGUAGUUUAAUAAACGUUUUAUAAACACGUGUUUUUUUUUAGAAAUCAUUUUUUCGGUUAGUAAAAAAUGCUCAGAGUUUUUUCAUGGCGUGACACGGAUUUUCACUUAAUGGUACUUUAUUAGAAAAACGUUGAGAUUCCAAUACUAUUUCUUAAAAAUUCCGUUUUUUUUAACACUUAUUGGUGAGUAAAAUACUCUUAGUUUUUUCACACAGUACCUAUCUUAAAAAAUGCGCAAUUUUUGGGUGGCAGUAUUUUAUUUGAAACAUAGUAUUCAAAUAAUAAUCAAAAUGUACAACAGUUCACCUCCUUGGUUCUAUAUUUGAUUUUGAUUUUUGUUUAUUUCUGGGUUACCUUAAAAAAAAAAUAUAAAAAAAUACCCGGAACACCAAUCUACAGUCUGAUACUGGGGAUGGGUGUGCCAUUGUUGUAGGUGGGAAGUUCAGAAGGUAGGAUACAUAAAUUUAUUUAAUUUAUAUCUGCAAGCAACAAUAAAACAUUACCAACGAUAAACGAUUCUGAGUGAAAUUCGUUUGUACAUAAUUUGAAAGGCCGUAAUAUUUAAGAUUUUCACCAACAUUUAAUCUUAAAAAUGUUAUAAAAAACAUUUACUACAUUACACGAUUAAUACUACUACACUCAGGAUCGUUUUUCAUUUGCAAUGAUUAAUUAUCUUUCAUUUUGUAUAUAAAACAAAAUUACCCUUUACAUUAUAAUUUCCCAACCUAACCUUAUUGGUGCAAAAUUUGUCCCGUUUUUUUUUAAACAUUAUAAUAAUUAACGAUUGUUAGGUUAUUGGAACGAUUAAUGAAUAACUUGUUAUAGUUUUCAGCCAAACAAAUUCGCUUAAGAAACGCCAAGGACAAUAUAGCAAAAUUACAUUAUUUGAACUAAAUUGUGGCGGUAACUUUGAAAUUAGAGUUUGUGUACAAAUAACGAAAUUUAAAGAAGAGAAUAUUUUUGAGAGUAUUUAUUUAAAUAACUACCAUACAGAAGACUUGUUAGUUUUUGUAUGUUUUUUUUUAAAAUAGCUGAAACUUUUUUACAUGGCAAUUUUUUAGCAAAAAUUUACAUAUACAUGACCAACAUACUCAUACUAUAAGUUCACAAUAAAUUAUAAUAGGGUUCAUUUAUUGUUUUUAGUAAACCUUUAUUUGAGAUCGAUUAAACAUUUACUUGUGUAUAAUAACAGAAACUUGUAAACAAAUAGUAAAGUUGUUUCUAACAUUUGAAACAUUGGGCUUUUUUAUAUAUCCCGGGUUUAUGAAUACAAUAUUAUGUAAACAUUAAACAAAUGUGUUGUUCGUAUCAAGGACAGUGCACACGACUACGAUUAAUAGAGUAUUCUUUGAUAGCAUAUAAUAAUAUAAACAACUAUAGUAAAAAGUAUACAAAAUUUAUACACGAAAUUUAGUGAUGGUUUACAGUAUUAUAGUUAUGGAUGAUUUUAUAAUAAGAUGCAAAAAUGAAAGAUAAUGUGUAUUAUAAGUACAAUACAAAUACUUUGGUGCCAUGUAUUUUGUAAAAUGUCCAUGCACAAAAGAAACUAAAUUAUUAUUUGUUUAUUUAUUUUUGUUUUAUAUAGAAAAUUUAUUAUAUUAUCAACUCGAAUUAACCAAAGGAAAUUACAAAAAAACUACACUUAUUGAAUUGCUGCAAUAAUGAUUUUGCAACUUACCGACGAUCAGUUGAAAACGAUCCGGAAUACUUGUCCGAGGUCACAGGCCGAAAUAGAUCAGGAUAUAGCCAUCGUAAGACAUUGGUUAGAUAAACAACCACAUCUACCCAAAACUAGUAAGUAUACUAUAUAAUAGAUUAGAUUAGUUUAGAUUGGAUUUGACGAUCACUUAAAGUAUUUAUUUUUAAAGCAAAUAAAAUAAGCAUUAUCUUAUUAUAACGUGGAUAAAUGCUGAAGUUGUGUCUGAUGGUAAAAAUAAAAGAUGAACGUAUAAUGUCGUAAUUUGUAAGUGUUUAAAUUCAAAUCUAUGAACAAAUUCGUUAAAAAUAUACUUAUUUAUUUUGAAAUUGAAUUUUUCAAAAAAAGUUUAACCGAAAUCUGCUCAGAAUUGUAUAGUUUUUUGUUUUCAAUAAUUUAACGUUAAUUAUCCACCUAUUAUUUUAUGUAUUUUUAGUUUUUGAGCAUAGUGAUAAAUGUAAUUGUUUUAUAUGAUACAUUCUGUAUUUAUUUUUUAUUUUGCGUAUCUGCAGAGUACAUUUUUUUCUUGUACCUUUUCGAUAUAUUAUUUUGAAACGAUUUCAAUGUAGAAUAAUAUAAAUAAUUAAAAUUAUAUUCCGAACUAAUGAAAUAUAAAUUGGAUGAUUAUUAAGCAUUAAUAUUAUUAUUAAUCCAUAUGUUCCGGCAUAUUUAUAAAGCAACUUUAUACGUUAAAAAAUAUCUGUUUUUAUUUAUUUGCACGCAAGGAACUAUACGAUUUCAGUACCUAUAUAAUUUAAUACUUACGCAAUAAUAAUAAAUAUUUAUAAGUCAAGGAUAAGAGAAUUUAUAAAUUAUUAUAAUAUUAUCGUAUUAUAAUCACGUGCAGAGGUAUUCAUAUUGAAAUUGAUAUAAUUUCCAGGCGAUGAAAUUAUCUAUAAAAUGUUGUUCAGUUUGAAAUUCCGUACGGAAAAAGUAAAACUCGUGUUGGAAAAUUACUAUACGAUAAAAGAUGUAUUCCCCGGAAUCUACGGAAACUUAGACCCAACAACGGAUACGUUUAGAAAACACGUGGACGCAGUGUAAGUAUAUACCUAUAGAAUGUCUGUUAUAUGUGUCGAAAUAUUUAAUAUACGGGUAACAUAAUGUAACACCAAUUAUUCGUAUCGUUAUAAUAAUAAAUUACAGUAAAACUAGAUAGACACGUGACCUACGCCGAUGACCUAAAAAUAUUCUAUUGGAUUUUAAUAAAAAAAAAAAAAAAACAAAAAAAAAACAAAAAAUAAAAUAUUAAUAUAAUAGUAAAUCAAAAUAUAGGUUUUCAUAUUAUGAAUUAGGUACAUAAUAUUAUUAAUUUUUGUUUCAAUAACAAAAUGGUCGGCUUUGGUUUAACGAACUCGAAUGUUAUGUUUUUGUUUCAAUUUUCGAAUACAUCUGAAGUCACGAUUUAAAUGAGUUUACUGUGCAAACAAAACGUAUACAGAAUAUGAGACGUUGAAGGUACGAAGUCUCUAAGGUUAAAAAAUAAAUAUUGGACUAUACAUUUAAGGGCCGUACUUACAAUGUCCGGUUAAGUGGCGGUAAAAGUGCCGGGUUACGGCGAACCGUUCUUACAACCUUCGAUUAACGAUCGUAUAACUAACCGGCCGUUUUAUCGACAGUGAUUCCCAAAACAACCGCCCAUGAUCAAAUUUUUUUGUUCUAUGCAUGCGCAUUUCUUGAGUUAUCAUGUAUUAUUGUUACUCUCAUCUAUACAGUCAGAUAAUUCGUUAUAAAUAAUACAAAUGUUAUAAUGUUUAUUUGUUUGUUUACAAAACUAAAUCCGCUGUUAUAAUAUUCAUGUUGAUUAUUGACAUAUGCUUCGUUACUUAUUUAACGUCUUAACUAUUUAAAACAUGUCGAUAAAUAAUAAGAUACUGUAGCAGUCAUUUUUCUACAGCGGAAGAGACUACGUUGGUCGAGUUGGCUGCAAAACCAACAAUUGUCUAAUAAUUCGAGGUAGUUCUUGCUGUUGUCGCCGCAACACAAAAAGUUGUAGGUACUUAUUGUCACGGCCAGAACAGCUGGCCUCAUACUGUAAUCACUAAGUGUUUUAUUUAUAUUAUUGUUAUUGUUAAAUUUGUUUAAAUGUGUCUUGUGAGUUAUAUAAUAUGUAGAUUACCUAGCGCGUUAUUGCAAGCCACCGCAUCGACUGUACAAAUAUUUUUUCACGGCCACCGCAAAUUUAGUCAAAUCGUUGGUCGCCAGUCGUACGAAAUACGGUACCUAUGAAAAUCGUGUGCUCGAAUAAACACUUUUUUUUUGUGAUAAUAUCGGCUUGAAUAGCGCAAUAGAUUGAUGAAAAAAGGGUUUGUACAAAAUCGCAUGCGCAAAUCGCCGUGAACAUUAUUAUUUUAUGUCAAAAUCGCGAGCGCUAAUCGUCACCACCGUUACCAUUUUGUUUAUAGUUUUUAAGUGUGUAUGUAACUAAAUUAUUUAGGUAUAGGUGCAGAACAGCUGGCCAGUCUACUCUCCACACAAAUCGUAUUUUUAUUUAUUAUUAUUGUUUGUUGAGCCAGAAGGGCUAAUUAUCAUUUUUUACUUUUUAUUUAUUACCAUGUUUGUGUUACUGUGAAUUGUUCUGAUUAAUUAUUUAUUUUAUUUUAAUUUCCAGCAAUACAGAUCUUAAUACCAUAUCUACAAUCUGAAUUUACCAUUUAUUUAUUUACUCCUUUUUUUUCUCAUAGUUUUUAAGUUAUAUAUUACACACCCACACGCAUACACAUUUAAACACAAAAACACAUUUUGCAGAACACGCAGUACCUAGCUCGACAGUAUUUGUCUGACGUUCCCGACCACUGCUGUUUGAGCUAGCACACCACUAUACAUCCAGCUGUUCUUUCAUAUUUUUAUGACCUAGGUGUUAGUGGUGCAACUGAGACUUAGGUGUCCGGGUGCACGUCAUAUUAUUUUAAGUUCUCAGCCCGUCUAUUUUUAGUGACCUCGACGUGAUAUUUUUUUUUUUGUUUUUCUUUUCUUUUCUAUUUCUUUUUCUUGUUGGUCUUCUCGUGUGUUAUUAUUUUAUAAAACACAAGGAUGCCUGGCUAGCAACAAUUAUCCUAAGAAAAAUAGACCAGAAAACAAAUUAAGAAUGGAUGUUGCGGCGAGCUGACACAAAUUUGCCAAAAUAUAUCGAGCUUCGAGAUUUCAUUUUAAGUUACUGUAUUUUUUUUGAGAGUUCCAAAACUUUAGAUACCAACGCGAAAGAAGAAGGGUCAGGAUAUCCAACGAGCGAUUCGAAUUUGAAGAAGUCUAAUCAUGUAGUUUCAAAGAAACACUCACAGCUUUAAUUGUUAAUGAAGCUAAAUGUAGUUGCUGUUUAGAAAUACAUAAGCUAUAUUCAUGUAAUAAGUUUAAGAAUUUGUCUAUAGGAGAAUGUGUUAUAGUGAUUCGAGAUUCGAAGUUAUGUUUCAACUGUUUUUCUUCGAGGCAUAUGGCAAGUAUAUGCAAAUAUAUUUAUGGUUGUCGUGUAUGCAACCGUAAACACAACUCAUUGUUAUAUUUCAACAAACCUGCAGAUUAUAAGCCAGUCAUCCAAGGGCAACAGACUACAACAGAUAAACCAGACGUUUCAGCUGCUGCAUCCAUACUUGGUGGGUUGGAUCAGAACUAUACAUUUUUGGCUACUGCUGUUGUUCUAGUCACUGAUAGGCGAAGGAAUCAGUGUAACUGUAGAGCUUUAUAGUGGCUCACAGGUCAACUUUAUAAUUUUUUUUAAUUUUGCCAAGGUACUGUGAUUAUAACGUAAAAAAUCUAAUUUAUCGUUCAGUAGCAUUGUUACCAACCAAGUUAAAUCGGUAUCCUAUGUUGAAAUCUUAAUUCAAUCAAGGUAAAGUGGUUACGGUGUUAAUUUGAUGUGCCACGUGCUGCCAACAAUCGUAAAUAAUUUGCCAUCGUGUGAAAUUCCAUGGGAAGGUGGGCAAAUUCCAGGUGAGUUGGUGCCACGUCUAGCUGAUCCAUCCUUUCAUAGUACAGGCAUAGUCGAUCUGUUAAUCAGUGGGAAGCUUUCUUUGAUGUGAUUUUACUUCUGUACCUCGGAUAUCAUUGAAUGUCAAGAACGCGUUUUUGAAUGACAAUCAGUUUGGAUAGAUUGUAACAGGGGAGCUAGCAAUCUUCACUUGUCUCACAGGAGUAAAUUAAUUUGGUAGGUUAUUGAAGGAUGACUGGAAGGUGAUUCUAGCAGAUAAAAAUGCUUAUGGUCAAGGAUUGAAGGACAAUCAGACGAACAGAGAACACUUCAAAAAUUCCGUGAUACGUUUCAGUGUGGCCAGCAAGGGAAAUUUGUUUUACUUUUGCCAAUUAAAGAAAAGCACAGACAUUUGGGAAGUAGUUUAGUAAUGGCAACCUCGAGAUUUUUCAGCAUUGAAAGAAGACUGCAGCAUGAUGAGUACUUGCGAAAAAAGUACAACUUCAUGAAUGAGUAUAUAGAAAUGGGCCAGUUGGGGUCAGGACGAGAUGAAUCCCAAGAAUGAAGCCAUGCAGUAUGCUUUUUACUUGCCGCAUUACCCAGUAAUAAAAUCGUCAAGUCUAACAACUAAAACAAGAAUUGUUUUUGAUGGUUCAGCUAGACCAUCGAUGGGUAUCUUACUCAAUAAUUUGUUGAAGCGCGGUCAAACGGUACAAGAAGUACUCACCUCCAUGAAGCACUUCGAACAUACGCUCUAGUCACUGUAAAGUAUGGCACAACAUCUGCAUCCUUCAUGAUUUCUUAAUGUCUUGUGGUUCUUGGAGAAGAAAUAGCAAAAAGAAAUACCAAGGCCGCGGAGGCCAUCUUACGAGAUUUUUACAUGGACGACUUAAUAAUGGCCUGUGAAACGGAACAUGAAUGUAUACGGUUACAUGAAGACAAAAAUAAUGUUCCAAUUCAACUUCAGUUGUUCAGUUGUAAAAUCGAAACGAUGCUUUUUUUUUACAUUAGAUCUAGGGGAUCUCGCUUGACAGUAUUUACCCGGCUUUUUUUCUGUUUUCUAAUUGCAAUAUUCAAUUCUAGACAUUUAAUUUUCGUAGUUUAAAUAAUCACUUUCAAUUAAACCGUAGUUAUAUAUUGCUUUUUUAUAAUUCUAAAAAUAAAGUAAAAACAAAACAAAAUGUAUAUACUAUACAGAUAAACUCAUAAAAUACAAAAUUAGUAGUACAGAAUAAAUUAUUACUAGUAACAAUAAUCGUAAAAUGUAUUGAUAAGUAUUGAUUGGUAACACAAUCGGAGAGACUUUAGCUUAACCGGAGGAUAACCAGCAGAAUUUCGUCGGUUAAAAAUCCGACCGUAAAAUCUCCAAUAAUCGAAGACUUUUUCCUUAACCGACAUAUGUAAGAACCAACUGUUGGUUAGAUUUAAAUAUAACUGCCAGUAAACGCUAACUGACACUUAACCGGACAUUGUCAGAACAGACAACUUAUAUUUGUAUUUAUUUUUCCCAUCAUAUCGGUUAAGGUUUAUACACAACAUCAAUUUAAAAUGAAAUGUUUACAGUUUGUAUGAUGAAAAAUCACAUUGUUCUAAUUUUUCGCGGUAUAUGCGACCAACUCAGAUUAUCCCAACCAGCGUAUGAUCUUCUCCAAUCUUCUUUGUUUACCACAGCCAUUUACCAAUCAUCUUCGUUUUUCAUUGUCUUUUUAAACUUGAUUGUUAUAUAGUUACAUGUUUCCGCUGCCUAAACUCACGCCGGACUUGAGCAGAGUGCUGUGUUACCGGAUGGCUACAACAGAUGCGAAAGCUUUUUGCAUGGACAGUCAACUAAAACGCAACGAAAUGAUUUGGAAUUGGUGUUUUGAAAAAGACCCUUUGACUCUAAGCAAUGUAUGGAUAUUCGAUUUGACAAACAUGGACACGAUGGCUCAAUGGGCGCAUUUUAAUAUAAGCUUUAUGAAAAGAGUACUCAAAAUAAAUUUGGUAAUUAAUCGAUUUGUAUUACUGACUGUAAAAUACCUAUAGAUAAAUUUAACAAUAAUAUUGUCAUUGAUUAUAAUGUUAAACAUUUUUAAAAAUCUAUGAUUAUCAACUAACCAUAAUUUUAUUUUAUAAACGUACAAUUUUUCGAUUUCAGGAAUCGAAACCAGUAAGAAUCAAAAAAGUUCAUUUUGUAAAUGUAUCGCCGAUAGCCGAAACUACACUUAAUUUUAUUAAACAUUUUGCCCCGCAAAAAUUUAGAGACAGGGUGAGUACCUAUCACUUAUAUUGAGUAAACAUAUAAGUUAAUCUAGCAAUUUAUUGUUGUACAAUUUGUAUAAUUAUAUAAUUGUAUGUAUUUAUUUCGUAGCUCAUAUUUAGCUCGAGUUUCAAUGGACUACAAGAAUAUUAUCCAACAGAAAUGUUCCCUAACGAAUGGGGAGGCAAAGCUGGUCAUAUAGAGGAACUAAAUCGUAAGUGUUCGUCAUCUGCAACUGUAUAAGUUUAUAAAUAAUCACUUGGGUACAUAAUUUUAUAUUUAAAAGUUUUUUUUUUUUAAGUGCUCAUGGACACAUGUUGUAAUAAUAUAAGUUCCAUUUUUUGUCAAAUUUAUCCCGAAAAUAGAGACUAUUUCAUUGUAUUGUAUUAUAUAUUACCUACUAUAUCAAUAUUUUUUUACUGAAUCUCUUAGAAAUUUUUAAUGGAUAUUUCUGGAUUAAAUGAGCUCAAACACGGUGAUUAGAUUUGUUUUGUAGGCGUAAUUUCAAUAGGAAUUUAACUAUGUUGUUUCGGGUGGAAGGUGGUUUUUGUCUAGCAUACCUCUGUAGAUUUAUAAAAUGAAGGCAUAGAGAGGAAAUUGUGUAUAUUAUGCAUUGUAGAAUCAACGAUUUAUCUUUUGGGGGUUUUAACUUUACGGGGGUAUUAUUAUUAUUUUUAAACUUUAUUAUGAUUACAGAGAGAAUGCAAGAAAACUUAAUCAAAAGCAAAAAUUGGUGCAUUGAAAUGGAACACAAGAAAGUGGAUUCUAGUAAACGGAUUGGUGAAUCCAAAAUUACUGACCAAUCAAUAAUGGGCAUUGAAGGGAAUUUCAAGAAAAUUAAUUUUGAUUAAACGACGUGAAACGAAAAAAUAACAAGGAGGGUUAAAAGAUCUUUACUUAUAGUUAGAGCUUGGGACUUUAUACAUUAAAAAUCCACAGAAAAGAACUUAAAAUCAUCAAAAGAGUCCUGAAAAAAUAUUUUAAAAGCAAAAAUUACAGAUGAUUUAUACAUAUACAAGUCCCUAAGUGGGGUUUAAAAUCCUCUACCCUCCUUAACGGCUUCUAACACUACAAAAACGAUUAACACAAGAUAUUUUAUUAAAAUACUUACAAUUUUAUUUUAAAACUUGUGUUAAUCAUUUUUAUAAUAUUCAAAAAUUAUUUUAUUUUAUAAGUUAGAACCGUUAGUUGGGGGACUUUUAAAAACAUUCUACCAUUCUGGUUUUUUUAAGUACCUAUGUUUUCAAGUUUUUUUUACGUUUUUGAUCGUUGUUUUUUUUUGUGAAUUAAAGUGCAUAAAGUCCUGCGCCCUGCUUAUAUAUUAUAUAAUAAUAUUAUUAUCUUAUAUUUAAAAUCCGUAAAAAUGUACCAAUGGAUUACAGUUAAAAAAUCCUAUUGGUAUUUGUUUUUUGACGAGAUACUCAGUAUUAUUAUUUUCGUCCUAAAUAUUAUAAAUUAGUUAUUAUCACUAGUUUGUACCUAUUUUUGUAAUAUAUAUAUAUAUAUAUAUUAAUAUAGAUAUGUAUAAUAGUGAAGUAUGUGAUACAAAAUAUUAAUUGAUUAUUAAUUAAUAAGUGGAUUUUAGUAUACAUUUUAUAUUUUUUCGAUUUAGCUAUCUUAUUAUAUACACUAUUAAUUAUUAAUUUUAUUUAGAAAAGUUUGUUUAUUGAAAAUAAAUAAGAAAAAAAAGUAAACAUCUUCACAAAUAGGUUCGGUUAUUUUGGUUCAUUAGGAUUCAACUAAAAUAUAAUGUACCUAACUUGCAGGGCCGUAUAAUGAAAAUAUUUGUAAUUCAGUAGAUUAAAAGUAGAAGUAUAAGUCAGUAGAUACUUAUAGAGUAUUUUAGGUGUCUAUAAUAAGAUAAUAUUAUGUUGUUUUAAUAUAAAUUAUAUUUAAUAUACCAUGAUCUAACUUAAAUAAAAUUAUUUCCCUUUAAAAUCGUGUAAUAUUCUAUUUGAAUCCAAAUAUUGUAAAAUUGUAUAAUAUUUGCGAUAAUAAUAUUUUGUACAUUUCAGUUUUAGGUUUUAGUUAAUUCAAUUAUAUUUAGUCAGUAAAAGAUACUUGUUUGUAUUACAUUUUUAAAUUAAAGUUAAGUUAUUUAUACUAAAUUUAAAAAACUCACAUCUGCAGGCCAAUGUUGUGCAAUUAUGCAGUUGAAAAUUUAAAAAAAUAAAUCUAAAUAACUGCU